UCUGGGUAGAAGAAGAAGAAGAACAAGAACAAGAAGAAGGAGAAGAAGAAAGAUCUAUAAACGAUCAUCAUGUCGAAAGGUCUACCUUACUCGAUGAAAGAUGUCGAUUACGACAACGCGAAGUUUCGACCUCGCUCAUUUUUCAGGGUGAUAAGCCAAACCUUAUUCACAAGAAGCGUCAAACGUGAAUGUUUAAGCUGUAGUACAGGGAAGUUUUUAAUAUUGUUGUUGAUAGGUGGUAUAGCAUAUUUAACAUUGACACAUACAAGUCCUACUCAUUCUGCUUCUGGUGGAUUAGGGGAAGGCAUUACAGACAAAAAACAUAAGAUUAUCACAGAUGGUGCUAAUAAAAUUCGGACAUUUUGGAGAAGAGCACCUAGGCUUCCUCCACGAUUGUCUCCUGAUGAGGAAGGCAGCAACAAUAGUUCUACUGUCAGUUUGGAGAAGCAAAAUUCUUUGUCAAAAUGGACAUCUAGGCAACAAAAUGUUAAAAAUGCAUUUAUCCAUGCAUGGUCUGGCUAUAAAAACUAUGCAAUGGGCUAUGAUGAGCUUAUGCCUCUAAGUAAGAGGGGAAUUGAUGGUUUAGGAGGCCUGGGUGCUACUGUUGUGGAUUCACUUGAUACAGCCAUGAUAAUGGGUAUAGAUGAAAUUGUUUCGGAAGCAGGUUCAUGGAUUGAAAAAAAUCUUGCACAACGAGUUAGUGAGAAAGGUCAAGUAAAUUUAUUUGAAACUACCAUACGUGUUUUGGGUGGUCUUCUUAGUGCUUAUCAUCUAAGUGGGGGAGAGCAUGGGAUGGACUCGAGAACAAUCAAAGGGCCUAAUCCAGUUGUUUACCUAGAUGCAGCAAAGGACUUGGCUGAUCGUCUGUUGGUUGCUUUUACUUCAAGUCCAACUUCUGUUCCUUUUAGCGAUGUUAUUCUUCGAGAUCGCUCAGCACAUCCAGCUCCUGAUGGAUUGAGUAGUACAUCUGAAGUUUCUUCUCUCCAGCUUGAGUUUAACUACCUCAGUAUCAUUUCAGGUGAUCCAAAAUAUGGUCUGGAAGCCAUGAAAGUCUUGGAACAUCUGAAGACUCUUCCUAAGAUAGAAGGACUGGUACCCAUCUACAUUAGUCCUCGCUCUGGUGAGUUCAGUGGAGAAAAUAUUCGGUUGGGAUCUCGUGGUGACAGCUACUAUGAGUACUUACUAAAAGUUUGGCUUCAGCAAGGAACAAAUCGUGAUGGUAAUCUGAAGUACUUACAUGAUAUGUAUGAGGAAGCAAUGAAGGGAGUUAGGAACCUUCUGGUUCGGAAAUCUAUCCCAAAAGGAUUGGUUUUCGUAGGGGAACUUCCUUACGGAUCUAAAGGCGCAUUUAGUCCUAAAAUGGAUCACCUGGUUUGUUUCCUCCCAGGAAAUCUGGCGCUUGGUGCUACUAAAGGGAUUACAAAGAGAAAGGCUAUGGAAGAAAAUUUGCUUACUUUUGAAGACUUGGAAAAUUUGAAGCUUGCUGAAGAUCUGGCAAAAACUUGCUUUGAGAUGUAUUCAGUGACCUCUACGGGCCUUGCUCCAGAAAUUGCUUACUUCCGUAUAGAGGGAGAUACUGAAGGAGGCCUUGAUGGUGGAAACAAGAGUUCUGAAUAUGUGAAUGAUAUAAUAAUUAAACCAGCUGAUCGCCACAAUCUUUUGCGGCCAGAAACUGUUGAAUCAUUGCUAGUUUUGUAUCGUGUUACAGAAGAUCCAAAAUACCGCGAGUGGGGUUGGCAGAUAUUUGAGGCAUUUGAAAAAUAUACGAAGAUUGAUUCUGGGGGUUAUAGUUCUCUAGAUGAUGUCACCCAUCUUCCCCCUCAAAGAAGGGACAAGAUGGAGACCUUCUUCUUGGGCGAGACAUUGAAAUAUUUAUACUUGCUGUUUGGGGACAGCAGCAUGAUUCCAUUAGAUAGGUUUGUUUUUAAUACAGAAGCUCACCCUCUUCCCAUUAUCAGCCUAGUGAAAACGGAAUGAUUCAUCUAUUACAGCCCUUACAAAAGCAUGUGGCUGAAUGCAAGUGGAGCAAACUAAAUCUGGUCCUUUGAUAUCAUUGAAGCAUCCUAAUAUGCCUUUUCUGUUACAAUCUGGCAUGCAAGGAAUGGCAUUGGCAUUGUUGUUGAGGAUGUGAAGUGGCAUUGCAGUGACAGCAGUGACAGCAGUGACAGCAGUGGCAGAAGCUCAUGGCUUCUCUAUUGUUACUUCUCCUUUUCCAGUGCAUAAUUGAUUUGUUGUGUCCUAUGUAUCAAACUUGGAUACUUGAAGACAAAAAUAGCUCCAUGCCCCCUUUUUCAUUCAUGACAAUAGUGGAAGAUGUAUUCUCUUCAAUUUUUUUUUCCUUUUCUGAGUUAUUUUCUAUUGAUGGAUUUUUCCCUUUCCAUAUGAGAGUUAAGUGGACCCAAAUGUAAUAUUAAAUAUUCUAGUAUGAUUCCUGGCUUUGGAUGAUGAGCUUCA
Messenger RNA from Macadamia integrifolia, 2454 nucleotides. RefSeq names its product mannosyl-oligosaccharide 1,2-alpha-mannosidase MNS3. Bases 70 to 1977 code for a protein of 635 amino acids. The record is from RefSeq and is a predicted model, not a curated record. Gene Ontology annotation, cellular component: endosome; endoplasmic reticulum; membrane. The transcript has 6 exons. Gene Ontology annotation, biological process: N-glycan processing; carbohydrate metabolic process. Lineage: Eukaryota; Viridiplantae; Streptophyta; Magnoliopsida; Proteales; Proteaceae. Gene Ontology annotation, molecular function: calcium ion binding; mannosyl-oligosaccharide 1,2-alpha-mannosidase activity.